AUGUCCGACUUCGACGCCCUCCUGGCCGAGUACACCAACAAAGAGAACCCCAAAGUCCACGGCGCGAUCCUCAAAUGCGUCGACAAAAAUGGCAAAGAAAUCUACAGCAAAAUAGCAGGCUACGACUCCCUCUCACCAGAUGCCAAACCCCUAGCCGAAGACGUCGUCCUCCGCAUCGCCAGCGGCACAAAACUCAUCACCUCCAUUGCACUCCUUCAAUGCGUCGAACGCGGCCUGAUCGGCCUCGACGAACCGCUCACCACCAUCCUCCCCGAGUUCGCGCAUAAGCAGAUCCUCACUGAUGUCGUUGACGGGGAGCUCGUUCUACAGCCCAGCUCUGUCCCCAUCACACCGCGGCACCUCCUAACGCAUACGUCGGGCCUGGGAUACUAUUUCACGGAUAGGCUGCUUGGGCUUAGACACGAAGCCCGCGCUCGUGCGGGUCUGAAGGCCUCGCUUAAGAUCACGGAGAGGUUUGAUAUCCCGCUUGUUUUUGAACCGGGCAGUGGCUGGUUGUAUGGGUGUAGCCUUGACUGGGCGGGUGUUGUUGUUAGUCGGCUGAAUGGUGGUGUUUCGCUGGAGCAGUAUAUGGUUGAGAAUAUUUGGACCAGACUCUGUCUUGAGGCGCCGUUUCCCUGCUUCAAUAUCGCGAGGCACCACGAGUAUCUUGCCCGCGCGAUGGGGGGUGCGAAGCAGAGCGCUGAUGGCGGACUCGAACCGCUUGAGGCUUGGACGUUUGAUAACGCCGAGGAUCAGGAUGGCGGGCAGGGGCUUUCGUGCACGGCUAAGGAUUAUGUUGCUGUGCUGGCGGAUCUGGUCUCGGACCAGCCCAAGCUUCUUAAGCUGGAGACGAUCGCGCAGAUGUUCACGCCGCAGCUUGAGUCUCACUCGCCUGGCGUGGACAUGCUGCUGAAGUUGCGCCCGGCGUGGGAUAUCGUUACCGGUCCGGUUCUUGGAGACGCUGUUAACCAUGGGCUGGGAGGGAUACUGACUCUUGACGAUGCGCCUGAGAUUGGACAGCCGAAGGGUCUGCUUGGAUGGGGAGGAGCGUCGAAUAUUGUCUGGUGGGUGAACAGGGAGCGUGGUGUGGCUGGGUUCUUUGCGACGCAGCAGGUACCGUUUGGCAAUCCGACUGUUACGAAGUUGGUGAAUGCCUGGAAGAAGGACUUUUGGGCUGGCUUUGAUGCAUGA
Molecule: messenger RNA, 1191 nt
Organism: Aspergillus mulundensis
Lineage: Eukaryota; Fungi; Ascomycota; Eurotiomycetes; Eurotiales; Aspergillaceae
Product: serine hydrolase domain-containing protein
Exons: 2
Coding region: 1-1191 (396 amino acids)
Source: RefSeq, a predicted model, not a curated record